AUGUCCGAUUCCAAGCCGAAAACCAUCCUCAUCACCGGCUGCUCCGCCGGGGGCAUCGGCGCGGCGCUGGCCCUUCGGCUAGCGGACCAGGGCCAUCGCGUCUUCGCCACGGCCCGCGACGCCCGCAAGAUCCCAUCUCAUGUCCGCGAGCACCGCAAAAUCACCGCCCUGACGCUAGACGUCACGGAUGAUGUGUCCGUCGCCGCCGCAUCGAUAGCCGUCCGGGCCGCCGGCCGCGGCGGGCUCGAUGUCCUCGUCAACAAUGCCGGCGUGGGCUACACCAUGCCGCUGCUCGACGUUGAUGUCGACAGGGCCAAGCGCUGCCACGACGUCAAUGUCUGGGGCCCUGUGCGCACAGUGCAGGCCUUUUCAGACUUGCUGAUUGCUAGCCGCGGUCGCGUUGUGAAUAUCGGCGCCGCCGUAGGAUGCUUGUAUUCACCAUGGAUCGGCGCAUACAGCUCAUCCAAGUCGGCGCUCCAUACCGUUUCGGAAACGCUGCGCAUGGAGCUUCAGCCUUUUGGCGUCACCGUUGCGUGCCUCGUCACCGGCACUGUCGCGACGCGCUUCCAUGCCAACGAAGGCGAGUUUUCCCUGCCAGCGGACUCCCUCUACGCAGAUAUCCUACGUACGAUAUCGCGCUGGGCUCGUGGCGAGGUCGGGCCGGAUCAAGGCAGCGUGGAUGACUACGUGACGCAAAUUCUUCCCGACGUAUUGGGGAAUUCGCGCGGAGGCAAGCUGUGGAGGGGUGCCAAUUCAGGUGCUGCGUGGUUUGCGUCGACUUGGCUGCCAGAUUAUGUUUUGGACAAGCUCGUCGUCCUAAAUCAGGGGCUGGAUAAAUUAACACAAAGUAUCCUCGAAAAGAAGGCAGAAUAA
Akanthomyces muscarius is the source of this 873-nucleotide messenger RNA. RefSeq lists its product as uncharacterized. Gene Ontology annotation, biological process: triglyceride catabolic process; phosphatidic acid biosynthetic process. The record is from RefSeq and is a predicted model, not a curated record. Bases 1 to 873 code for a protein of 290 amino acids. Gene Ontology annotation, molecular function: triacylglycerol lipase activity; acylglycerone-phosphate reductase (NADP+) activity. The transcript is spliced from 3 exons. Gene Ontology annotation, cellular component: endoplasmic reticulum; lipid droplet. NCBI's taxonomy places the organism in Eukaryota, Fungi, Ascomycota, Sordariomycetes, Hypocreales, Cordycipitaceae.